AUGUUAUCCAAAUCAUACCAAUCAAAAUUAAGACACACUUUUAAUAAGUACGGAUACUAUUUACGAUGGCCUCGUGUUUGGAUAAUCGUACUUGGAUCAAUACUAGUUUUCCUUUGCUUAGCCAUCGCUGGUAUGGAAUUGGGUAAUACACUUUUUGACUUAUACCGAUCAACAGCUUUUGGAGGUUUUAUUGUUUUUAUUCCUCUAAUGCUCUGUGCUGUUUGUAUUUUGAUUACUGUUUAUGAUAUAUUUGUUCUGAUUGAUCCUACUCGAUGCUUCUUUUUAAGUUGCGAUGCAGCUACAGUCGAUGUGUCGAAUUCGACAACUACGACAAUCAUCACCGGCUGGCCACUUUAUAUAGCAUGGCCAAGUUAUUUUCAAACAAAUAUGAAUGCAAAACGUAUAUUUCAAAGUAUUCAAAUUCUUUGUGCUGGCUUAUUUAUCUUAGGCGUAUCGUUAUAUAUACUAACAUAUACCAUUUAUAGAAAUAUUAGAUUACGUCAACAAGCCAUGUAUACCACUGAUCAUCGGCCAUGGUCAACCUAUGAAACAAAUCGAGUUCCAUCACAAAUACAUUUCAAUGAUGAAUCUCCAUCAACUUCACACGAUAAGUCUGAUCAAAAAAUUGUAACAUACAUAAUUGAAGGUCAACCUUAUACACCAACGCAUUAUAAUUAUUCAUCAGUAAAGGGAGCGCCAGUUACAUCAGUAAAAACAACAACAAGCAGGAAAACAUUUGUAGUACCUAGAGCCAAUUCAGCUAAAACUACUCGAUUAUGUACACGUUGUAGUCAAGAACCUCGAAUGAUAUUAACGACAAAUUAUCAAUGGAGAAAUUGCUUUCCUGAUUUGUGUAUUAAUUGUAACAAUGAUCUUGUACGUUCUCGCCGGCAACCGCAAGUUGGUCAAUCAAAAAAUAUUCCCAUAUGGAGACCUUAA
Molecule: messenger RNA, 939 nt
Organism: Rotaria socialis
Lineage: Eukaryota; Metazoa; Rotifera; Eurotatoria; Philodinida; Philodinidae
Source: the annotation of a GenBank genome assembly